CCCUAACCCCUAACCCAGUCCGUCGCGUCCCAGAUCCCAGCCAAAGCCCCAGCACAAAUCGCGUCCUCCCUCUACAUAACUAGGCGCGUCAACCUCACCCCUCGCACACAAUGGACGUUGCCGCAGCAGCUCACUCGACCUCCUCGGAGCGCGCACGGAGCGCCGAAACGCCGCCGCCAUUCUCGCGCCCAGAGUACGCGCUCAAGAGCACGCUCAAGGGCCACACGCUGGGCGUGUCCUCGGUCAAGUUCAGUCCCGACGGGAAGUGGCUCGCUAGCUGUUCCGCGGAUAUGACGAUUAAGGUUUGGCAUGCGAGAACGGGCGAACAUGAACAUACACUCGAAGGACACAUCGCUGGCGUCUCGGAUGUCGAUUGGGCUCCCGAUAGUCUGACGCUCGUCAGUGGCAGCGAUGAUAAGACCGUGAGGAUUUGGGAUGCGCUUUCGGGGAAAAUGUGGAAGAUCCUCAAAGGGCACCACAACGCCGUGUACACGGUAGCAUACAGCCCGCGGGGGACGAUUAUUGCGUCGGGCUCCUACGACGAAGCGGUGCGGCUGUGGGAUGUGCGCUCGGGGAACUGCAUGAAGACCUUACCUGCGCACAGUGAUCCUGUGUCGGGAGUGGGGUUCAACCGCGACGGGACCAUGAUCGUGAGCUGCUCGCAUGAUGGAUUGAUCAGGAUUUGGGAUGUCACCACCGGACAGUGUCUCAGGACCCUGGUCGAGGAGGAUAAUAAGCCGGUUACCGCGGUGAGGUUCAGUCCGAACGGGAAGUUCCUCCUGGCUGGCACGCUGGAUUCCUGUGUUAGGCUGUGGGAUUACCACAGGGGGAAGUGCCUGAAAACCUACAUGGGACAUCAGAAUGAGAAGUAUAGUAUCUUUUCGGCGUUUGCGAUCACGAAAGGGAAUUUGGUGAUUGCAGGAAGCGAGGAUUCAGAUGUGUACGUGUGGGACGUACAGAGUAAAGCGGUGGUGCAGAUUCUGGUCGGACAUGAGGAUGUAGUGUUGGGGAUUGCGACGCAUCCGACGGAGAACAUUGUCGCGAGCUGCGGAUUGGACAUGACCAUCAAGAUCUGGGUGGACGAGAGCUGAGCAAUGAAUGGGAUGGGUGUAGUUAUUGGUGGAAGGGAUUUGUACGAUAUCCCGAUUACAGUCGUGGCCGGCGUUAGGCGUUGCAUUACAGUGGUCAAUUCAUCAU
Messenger RNA from Tricharina praecox, 1197 nucleotides. Its product is annotated as WD40-repeat-containing domain protein. NCBI's taxonomy places the organism in Eukaryota, Fungi, Ascomycota, Pezizomycetes, Pezizales, Pyronemataceae. Gene Ontology annotation, molecular function: protein binding. The transcript is spliced from 4 exons. Bases 111 to 1091 code for a protein of 326 amino acids. The record is from RefSeq and is a predicted model, not a curated record.